CAGCUGAAUUCUGCUCAAAGAUUCUGAAUCUGUCCCUGAAAUGAAAGUGUCCCUUUCAAAGCAGGAAGUUUGUGAAGAAGUAUCAUCUGAAAGGGAGCUGAUAAUAAGAAGACUUACAAAGGAUGAUUCCUGGAACUUCAGAUUGAUAAAAGCCUGGGAAUGUGGAGGCACAUUACAAAGGCAGCAGGGAAAAUGGCAAGUCAUAAUUAAACUCAAGAGAAACACUAUGGAGGAUCGUAAUGAAAUCAGGGAAGGUUCAAACACAAUUAAACAUCAGAAAGUUUACUCAGUGAAAAAGCCUUGGAAGUGCAGUGAGUGUGGCAAGUCCUUCAGUUACUACUCACCAGAGGAUUUAUCCUACACCAGAGGAUUCAUACAGGAGAGAAGCUCUAUGUAUGUUCUGAAUGUGGAAAGGCCUUCAGCUGAAGCUCGUCACUUAUCCAGCAUCAGAGAAUCCACACUGGAGAGAAAGCCUACGAGUGUCAUGAAUGUGGAAAAGCUUUCAGUCAUCGUUCAGCCCUUAUUCAACAUCAUAUCAUUCAUACCAGAGAAAAGCCCUGUGAGUGCAACGAAUGUGGGAAGGCGUUCAACCAAAGCACAUACCUUAUCCAACAUCACAGAAUACAUACCGGAGAGAAAUCCUAUAAAUGCAAGGAGUGUGGGAAAGCUUUCAAUGACACCUCAUCCCUUAUUCAACAUCAAAGGGUUCAUACUGGAGAAAAACCCUACAGAUGUAAAGAGUGUGGGAAAGCCUAUAGUGACAGAUCAGGCCUUACUCAACAUCAGAGAACUCACACGGGAAAAUCCGUAUGAAUGUAGUGAAUGUGGGAAGGCCUUCAGUUACUGUUCAGCUCUUAUUCAACAUCAAGGAACCCACACUGGGGAGAAACCUUACAAAUGUAAUGAAUGUGGGAAAGCCUUUCAUGACCGCUCAGCUCAUGUAGGACAUCAGAGAACUCAUACUGGAGAGAAACCAUGUAAAUGUGAUGAUUGUGACAAAGCCUUCAGCCAGAGUUCUCUUCUUGUUCAACACCAGACAAUUCAUGCAGGAGAAAAACCCUACAAAUGUAAGAGAUGUGAGAAAACCUUCAGUGUGCAUUCAGCCUUUCAUCAACAUAAAGAAAUUCAUGAUGAAUAGAAUGCAGCAAAUUCGUGAAAUAAUUAUGUAUU
This is a messenger RNA of Balaenoptera musculus (blue whale), 1170 nucleotides long. Its product is annotated as zinc finger protein 883-like. Lineage: Eukaryota; Metazoa; Chordata; Mammalia; Artiodactyla; Balaenopteridae. The record is from RefSeq and is a predicted model, not a curated record. The coding region runs from base 41 to 1138 and encodes 365 amino acids. The transcript has 2 exons.